AUGGUGUCCACAAGAAGUAGACCAGCUGAAGUACCCACUAGACCCCCCAUGAUGGAAGUGGCGGGCGCCGGUCCCUCAUCUGACAUAUCUCGCAUUCUGGAAGCUCAGGCUAGAAUGCAACAAGAGUUCGCAGAAUAUAAAAAAAGGAAUGUAGACGAAAUGGAAGCCCUAAGAAAAGAGAACUCACGACUCAAGAGGAAGAUUGAAGCAGACAAGGCGGUGGGAGGACCUGGGAUCGUCCCUUCUAGGGCAGACCCCCCACCCGCCACUAAAGAAGAAAAUGAAUACAAGCCCCCGGACCACACUACUGGUGGCAACUACAGCCCUUUCGCUUCCCGAAGAAACCGUAGGCACCUGUUUGUCGACGAAAUCGUAGAAACGUCACUCCCUCAUAAGUGGAAGGCUCCAACCGUCACCUACGAUGGCACUACUGACCCAUACGAGUUCAUAUCAAUCUAUACCAACCAGGUCGCCCUCUAUUCGACUGACGACGCCGUCCUGUGCAAAUCCUUUUCUGUUGCGCUCAGAGGAUCGGCGUUAGAAUGGUUCAUGAGCCUACAACCCUACACUAUAGAUUCCUUCAACACACUUACCACUUCUUUCACCACCCAGUUCGACACCAGCCGCCGACACGAUCUCACAUCCAUGUCGCUCUUGAACCUAAGACAGGAGGAAGGAGAGUCCCUUCAUACUUUCAUUGACAAAUUCGGUGUAAUCGCCAUGAAGAUCAAGGAUCUCACCCCAAACUUAAUACUGCAUUAUAUGGUAAUGGCACUAAGGCCAGGACCAUUUGCUGAUGAGCUCGCCAUGCGCUCGCCGCUGGGAAUGCAUGAACUACGAAAGAGAGCAUCGAUGUUUAUCAGAGUCGAAGAGAUGCGGCAUUACCAAGAUAGGUUCUGGGCCCCCAACCCAUCUAGAGGCCAAGAGGGCCGGCAGGGAACUCGUGGGACGGGAGCCGGUCCGCCCCAAAGAAAGGAAACAAGCCAGAUUCUCUAA
Molecule: messenger RNA, 996 nt
Organism: Vigna unguiculata (cowpea)
Lineage: Eukaryota; Viridiplantae; Streptophyta; Magnoliopsida; Fabales; Fabaceae
Source: RefSeq, a predicted model, not a curated record